AUGGAUUUUUUUACUAUAAUAUUCUUCGUAAUAAAAACAACCACCUCCCAAAUUCUCAACUACAUUGACGAGGAGAACACCGAAACGGUAGGCGGUCUCGUCCAAGGCAGCGUGAAGUUGCGCUGCAGAGGGGCCACCACUUUCGACCCCUUUACUCAUUCGGUAUACUGGUACGACACCGUCUACAACACCGACGAAAAUCCGAUUCUGAUAUUUUCGAGUAUUAACAAUACCGACUUCAAUCCGAAUCCGAAUCACCCGAAAUCUGCGCAUUACUUGAUCGACUUUUCAGACUUUAGUCUCACAAUCAGCUCACUUGAUCUGGACAACGAUCCUGGAUGUUACUUCUGCGUUGUUGAGCUUGACGGCAAUGUUACAUUCAGGCAGAGUUAUGAUUUGACUAUUUUCGGUCCCCCUGAAUGUAAAGGCGAGUUCGAAGUAACGGAAAAUGUUACGGUGGAACUGACCUGCCUGGCCAACCAUUCCGGCAAGCUGCUUCCGAAGUUGAGGUGGUUCAAAGAGGAAAAUAUCAUGAAGGGAAGGUCAUCUGUGGAGGUGAGGCGGACGACUGAGGUUGUCAGUUUCACGGCCAGCUCCAACGACAACCAGGUGAAGCACAUCUGCCAAAUGACCUACGGAAACGGACUGGUGGAAGAAUGCGAGGGGAUCAUGAAAGUCCAAUUUUUCGUGCGAGACUUGACUAUUGAACCGAACAAACGCACUUUCUUUGUAAAAGAGGAAAUCAAAUGUUCGGCGAGGGGCAACCCGCCGCCCAAAGUUUACUUUGGCACCGCGUCGGUCCUUGCCGUGAAGGGGAUUACUAAAUCCAAGUCCUUACAAAUACAAUCUUCAUGGGCAGAUCAAGUGAGAAAAGAGAACGAAAUCAAAGAUAACUUAGAUAAAGUCACUGAUCAGACCUACUUGGUACUGACGGCCAUCAUAGUAGGGGCCUCUGUCUUGUUGGUGCUCAUCUUCGUUUGUGUUGUUGUUAAGAAGAGGCAGAAAAGAAAGUUAAAUAGGACUGCUCACAUGAGGAAAGAACCUGUCAGAGUUUGA
This is a messenger RNA of Helobdella robusta, 1056 nucleotides long. RefSeq lists its product as hypothetical. The transcript has 8 exons. The coding region runs from base 1 to 1056 and encodes 351 amino acids. The record is from RefSeq and is a predicted model, not a curated record. Lineage: Eukaryota; Metazoa; Annelida; Clitellata; Rhynchobdellida; Glossiphoniidae.